CAUCAAAAAGGUGUUGAAGAUUCUACAUUACUAAAUCAUUAGGCUUGUCUUUUAACUACUUUCAAUGGGUAGAGAAGAGAUUUUUUUUAGAUUGGCCUUCCAAGUAGUGAUCUUAAGUUUUUUCGCAUUGUCUGGAAUCUGCUUGGGACAAAGUGUUCCUGCUAACUUUGUCUUUGGUGAUUCUUUGGUUGAUGCUGGUAACAACAACUACAUAGUAUCCCUCUCCAAGGCUAAUUACGUCCCGAAUGGAAUCGAUUUCGGAGGGCCAACGGGACGAUACACAAAUGGAAGAACCAUAGUUGACAUCAUAGGCCAAGACUUGGGUUUUGAGGACUUCACACCUCCUUAUUUGGCCCCAACAACUUCUGGAUCAGUUGUUUUGAAAGGUGUCAAUUAUGCUUCUGGUGGAGGUGGAAUUCUUAAUCACACUGGAAAAAUAUUUGGAGGUAGAAUAAACUUUGAUGCCCAGAUAGAUAAUUUUGCAAACACAAGGCAAGACAUAAUCUCAAGCAUUGGUCUCUCAUCAGCUUUGGAACUGUUUAGCAAGUCUCUCUUCUCAGUAACAAUGGGCUCUAAUGACUUCAUCAAUAACUACUUGACACCAGUUCUCUCUGCUCCUGUGCAAAAGUUGGUCUCUCCAGAACAGUUUGUGGCAACCAUGAUCUCAAGAUACCGGCUCCAACUCACCAGGCUUUACAACCUGGGGGCUAGGAAGGUUGUUGUGGUGAAUGUGGGACCCAUUGGAUGUAUACCAUAUCAGAGAGAUACAAAUCCUGCGGCUGGGGACAGCUGUGUGGAACUCCCAAAUCAGCUAGCAAAGUCAUUCAACACCCAAUUGAAGAGCCUUGUUGCAGAACUCAGCACCACUCUCGAGGGAUCAAAGUUUGUUUAUGCAGAUGUUUAUAACAUUGUCCAAGAUAUCCUUGACAGCUACACAACAUACGGUUUUGAAAAUCAAAAUUCCGCAUGCUGCUACAGUGCUGGGAGAUUUGGAGGUUUGAUUCCAUGUGGGCCCCCAUCAAAGGUGUGUUUGGACAGAUCAAAAUAUGUGUUUUGGGACGCAUACCAUCCGUCUGAUGCAGCUAAUGUUAUAAUUGCAAAGUGUCUAUUGGAUGGAGACUCUUAUGGCAUUUCACCAGUGAACGUUCGCCAACUUUGCCAAUCUUGAAUCUUGAUCCACUAACUCCAAUCCGAAAUUAAGCCAUGGAUUGCAAGGAGAAUCAUUUUUACUUUUAUUUUCAUUGGUUCAUUUCGAUUAUUUCUACAGAGUUAUUAUUAGAUUUUUAUAUUGACAAAUAUUGCAACAGAAAGGGGGAACAAAAAUAAUGAAAAUGGAAAAUUUGGAUUCAUUGGUUCAUAAUGAGCAGUGCAUUAUUAUUUGUAUUUUCUUUUCCUGUGCUAUUAUGUCAGGCCUCCGGUGAAGAAGGUCUACACCAGGAGGACCAAGGGUGGUCUGGUGGGAGACUCCGGCCCAAUUGGAAUGGAAGGUAAAGAGUUGGGGCCCAAGACAGGCCCAUCUGGGGAAUCGGUUCUAGCUGGGGAGAGGGAAGCUGACGUGGGAAGUUAGUUAGAGAAUCCGUGGGGUAUUAGUAGGCAGAGGGAAAACGGGGAAGAGGGUGUUGUAUUGUCUGUCUUAGUGUGGCCGUUAGGAGGUUGUGGGAUUCCUCGAAAAUCCCUCCCUAUCCUUCAUUCUUCUGUAUUUCCUUUUCUGACUGUUUCAGUGAGCUCCGACGAGCUCACCUUUGUUUCCGGCAACUCCUUCCAUUAAUAAUAAUAAU
Molecule: messenger RNA, 1778 nt
Organism: Morus notabilis
Lineage: Eukaryota; Viridiplantae; Streptophyta; Magnoliopsida; Rosales; Moraceae
Product: GDSL esterase/lipase At4g16230
Exons: 5
Coding region: 65-1168 (367 amino acids)
Molecular function (GO): hydrolase activity, acting on ester bonds
Source: RefSeq, a predicted model, not a curated record